AUGGUGUUAGCACGCAGUGUCUCUUUUUUCCUGUUUCUGUGGGUUUUUGUGGAGAACAGCCGAAGACAGCGGGUCUCCUCGUCCCCUCUGCCCCCACACAGAGCCCUUCAUCCUGGGAUCAUGUCGGACACGAAGCGCCUGGCCUUCUCCAUCCUCCGCUUCCUCCACGACCAGCUGAACUCGGGCACGCUGACGUCGGACGCCAAGGAGAGCCUGGAGGUCGCGGUGCAGUGCAUGGAGACCGCGUACGAGAUUUCCACCGACGACCAGAGUCUCGCCGUGCCCAUGUCGCUACCGGAGAUCUUCAACGCCGCCACAGCCAAGUUCCCAGCUCAGUCUCAGGCCAACAACAACUCCAGCCCCAACUGUUUAAGUGACGAGGACCGAGCGGAGGCCGAGGCGCUCAAGACGGAAGGAAAUGAACAGAUGAGAGUGGAGAAUUAUUCAGCUGCGGUGGAGUUUUACUCACAGGCCAUUGUACUCAACCCUCAGAAUGCUGUGUACUUCUGCAACAGGUGA
Messenger RNA from Knipowitschia caucasica, 519 nucleotides. The record is from the annotation of a GenBank genome assembly. NCBI's taxonomy places the organism in Eukaryota, Metazoa, Chordata, Actinopteri, Gobiiformes, Gobiidae.